UUCCACAACUCGUUGCUUUUUCCUUAGGUAGUCUCAUGUCAAUCCUAAAAAUUAAAAAACAUCUCAUGCCCAAUACAAUUCUAGCAGCAGUUCCAUGAGAGGGAUGGGGUCUCAUGGAGUUAAUCAAAGUUCUAGAGAUGAGGAAACAGACACAGGGAGGCAAGAUGAAAUGUUUGAGGUGAGACCACUUCCAUGGAUAGUAGAGGAGCCACUGAUAACCUUAUCUCAUUCCUAAUGUAGGAGGCCAGCCUAUCUCUCUUGCUUUGUGUUCUGCUCUACUAAGCACAGUGGACUCUCAGUCAAUAUUAUCCCAAGAUACAUUGAGAGUUUUUUUAUUUAGUUUGGGAAAAUAUGAAUUGAGUAAUUCUACAACUCAAGAAGAGAGGAGUUAAGAAAAGACAUGGUAGGGCUCUUGAAGAGAAUAGAGCUCCAUCAUCAUAGCCUAAAUAUAAGUAGAUAGGUAGAUAGGUAGGUAGCUACAUACAUAUAUACAUAUACAAUCUUUUGACUUUUCUGACUAUUUCUUUAAAUUAGGCUACUUUCUCCCUGGUCUUAUUUUCUUUUCCAGCAUUCCAUUCAUGUGCUUUUGCCUGCCACUGAGUCUCCCUUAGUUCGUGUUUUAUCUGGCUUAUUUGGAUACCUAUUCACAUCUCACUAGCUAACCUUACACCUCAGGCAAAUAAUUUUAUGUUUCUGAAAUCUAUAUUGACACCAUUAAAUGAAACCUCUAGAUUCUCUCUAGCUUGAACCGAGAGCAGAGUAAAGUAACUCAUUUGGGAAGGAGCUGAGGCCCAGAUGCUCUGGCUAGUGAAUGUGGUUAUACUCAUUCCAUUAACUAUUGCUUCUACCAAUUUACAAUGGGGUUAAGCAGUCUUCUGGAAAAAUAUUAAAACACUUCCCCAAGUUUUAAUUUUGGAGGUUCCCUCAUAUAAAGCAUGUCUAAUAAACUGGGGGUCUCUGACUAAGGCCCUAUCAUAGAAAAGGCCAUUAAGGACCUCCAAGGGAACUCACCAUAAGUGAAAAAAAUGUGAAGCACACAAAAACUCUAAAUAUUAAAGGAGGGUCAUAUUUCCAUCAACUGUUUGGUGAGUGGUAAGAAAGUUCAUUUGAACUAGUCAUCGUUGGCAUAAGUUGUAUGAUCUGGGAGAAAAUAACAUAUGGGAAUGGAAGAAGCUUUAUCACUAUGCUAUAAUGCUUUAGGAUUCACACAGUCUAGCUCUGGGACCUCCUCUUCUUUCAGUUAAAAACAAAAGUGAUGUGUUCCUUUUCAUGUUCUUAAAAUCAGUAAUGUGGAUCUCUGAUUUUAAGAAUGGUGGUAUUAUAGGGGCGCCUGGGUGGCUCAGUCGUUAAGCGUCUGCCUUCUGCUCAGGUCGUGAUCCCGGGGUCCUGGGAUCGAGCCCUGUGUUGGGCUCCCUGCUCCGCGGGGCGGGAAGCCUGCUUCUCCCUCUCCCACUCCCCAUGCUUGGGUUCCUUCCCUCACUUUGUCUCUCUCUGUCAAAUAAAUAAAUAAAAUCUUUAAAAAAAAAAAAAGAAUGGUGGUAUUAUAUCAGCUCUGCUGCAUUCUUAUCCCAUCAACCUCAGGGCAUUGAGGAGUUCCAGCUCCAGGGACAUGGUGGCACAGCAGACAUGGCCUCUGAAGCAGAGUUGUAGCUUGACGUGAAACCACUGUGAAACUGCUGGGGCCUGAGUCCUCGAACUUGUCGCCAUAGUGACAAUGAUCAAGACGAUUAAUGAGUGCAUAAUAACAGCAUGGAAUUAUAUAUCUGUUGGAGGGGGAAGCCUAUCUAUCUCGAGUUCCCCAGAGUGGUCCCCAGGACGUUCCUCAGGCCCCUGGCCCUGGCGGUGCUCUCCAGCGCUGCGGUCUAUGUGCUGUCCCUGCUAGAAGCAUCCAAGUUUUAUUCUCAGCAAGCAGUCAGGGCUGUCCUUGAACUCAGCAUCAUCUUCAGACUCUGGACUUUACAAAAAGAAGUGAGGCGGCAGUUUGGGGCCACGGUGGCCACCAUGUUCUGCUGGGUGACAGCCACACAGUUCCACCUGAUGUUCUACUGCAUGCGGACGCUCCCCAACGUGCUGGCCUUGCCCGUGGUGCUGCUGGCCUUCACGGCCUGGCUGCCUGCAGCCUUCGCCAUCCUCGUGCUCAGGGCCGAGCUGAGCCUGUUCCUGGGCCUGGUGCUGCCGACACCGCUCUGCACCCGGAGGCUCUCCGUGGCAAAGGCCCUGCGCUGCGCCGUGCCGGCCGGGGCCCUCUGCUUAGGACCGACAGUCGCCGUGGACUCCUAUUUUUGGCGAUGUCUUGUGUGGCCGGAGGGAAAGGUGCUUUGGUACGACACCAUCCUGAACAGGAGUUCCAACUGGGGAACCUCCCCGCUGCUGUGGUAUUUCUACUCGGCCCUGCCCCGCGGCCUGGGCUGCAGGCUGCUCUUCAUGCCCCUGGGCGCCGUGGACAGGAGGGCCCUGGUGCUGCUGUCGCCCUCGCUGGGCUUCGUGGCCCUGUACUCACUGCUCCCGCACAAGGAGCUGCGGUUCGUCAUCUACACCUUCCCCGCGCUCAACAUCGUGGCCGCCAGGGGCUGCGCCUGCCUGCUGAACAAUUAUAAGAAGUCUUGGCUGUAUAAAGUGGGGUCCCUCCUCGCGAUAGGACACCUCGUGGUGAAUGCCACACACUCGACCACAGCCCUGGACGUGUCCCACUUCAACUAUCCUGGCGGUGUGGCCAUGAGGAAACUGCAUGAGUUGGUGUCCCCCAGGACAGAUGUCGUUCUGCACAUCGACGUCGCUGCCGCACAGACAGGCGUGUCUCGGUUUUUGGAGGUCCACGGUGCCUGGAGGUACGAGCAGAGGGAGGAUGUGCGGCCCGUGUAGGGGCAUAUGCGGGCUUACAAGCACCUCCUCGUGGAGGCCGCCCCUGCGCACCUGGCCCUCUACAGGGACACACACCGGGUCCUGGCCGGCAUCGCAGGCACCACCGGGGUGAGUCUGAACCUGAACGCACUGCCUCCCCUUAACGUCAACCUGAAGACAAAGCUGGUGCUUCUGGAGAGACUCCGUGGGCCUUCCUGAAAAGGGGCCAAUGUCCUUCCGAGGACAUCGGAGCUCCGUCAGCAUCCCGGCAGAUGAGACAGUACGAGGAACAACGGAACCACGGACGUGCCCUGGACGCAGGCCUGAGGGAAGAGGCCCAGCUCUUCCACGGCCACCCCGGACCACGCACGGUUAGAACAGCAGGGACGGCAGGCCUUGCCCCAUGCCUCGGCUGCCGGCCCUGGGCCUCUUGGAGCCCCCGAGGAAGCGCCCCCUUCGGGGAAGAGCAUGUGAGUCUUUGUGAAGGUGGACAGUGGGAGCCUCGGCGCCUGCUGACCGCGACCCCCACCCCCGCCCGAGCUGCAGGACGAGUCCUUUGUGGGCACAGGCAUGCCGUUUCCAUCUCAGAGGAAACUCUGGGCAAGUCACAGAGGAUCAAGAAUAAAAAUUUAAAU
Messenger RNA from Mirounga angustirostris (Northern elephant seal), 3476 nucleotides. Its product is annotated as dol-P-Man:Man(7)GlcNAc(2)-PP-Dol alpha-1,6-mannosyltransferase-like. NCBI's taxonomy places the organism in Eukaryota, Metazoa, Chordata, Mammalia, Carnivora, Phocidae. Gene Ontology annotation, biological process: protein N-linked glycosylation. The record is from RefSeq and is a predicted model, not a curated record. Gene Ontology annotation, cellular component: endoplasmic reticulum membrane. Gene Ontology annotation, molecular function: alpha-1,6-mannosyltransferase activity.